AUGGAGACUGCAGAGGCCUAAGACACACUAGCAUAAAAGCAAGAAGUUCAAGAAGAAGAGAAAGUUGAAGCACCAAAGCAAAAGGCUGUAUAAUAGAAAGUUACUUUCAAGAUCACUAAUGCUUCAGACCCUAAAUUACCCUUUAGAACUAUAUCAGUUCCAGAGGGUGCUCCAUUUACUGCCUGUGUUAAAUUCGUAGCUGAGGAAUUCAAAGUCAACCCAGGUACUACUGCCAUUAUUACUAAUACUGGAGUCGGAAUUAAUCCCUAGCAAACUGCAGGCACUGUGUUUUUAAAGCAUGGAUCAGAAUUGAAAAUGAUACCUAGAGACAGAGUUGGGGGAUUAUGA
Molecule: messenger RNA, 348 nt
Organism: Stylonychia lemnae
Lineage: Eukaryota; Ciliophora; Spirotrichea; Sporadotrichida; Oxytrichidae
Source: the annotation of a GenBank genome assembly